Molecule: messenger RNA, 2425 nt
Organism: Uloborus diversus
Lineage: Eukaryota; Metazoa; Arthropoda; Arachnida; Araneae; Uloboridae
Gene: alpha-Man-Ia
Product: mannosyl-oligosaccharide 1,2-alpha-mannosidase IA-like
Exons: 10
Coding region: 7-2037 (676 amino acids)
Biological process (GO): carbohydrate metabolic process; N-glycan processing
Cellular component (GO): Golgi membrane; endoplasmic reticulum
Molecular function (GO): calcium ion binding; mannosyl-oligosaccharide 1,2-alpha-mannosidase activity
Source: RefSeq, a predicted model, not a curated record
UGUAAAAUGGCGGCGAGCUCCGUGUUACCAACUUAUCAACGUUACAUAAACGGUGCUCCGGUGACAUCUGUAGGCCGAAAAACUCUUCGCCUACGAGAAAAAUAUAUCGUACUCUUGGUGUUGGGAACUUUUGUGGCAAUAUGCAUCGGUACUUUCUUCUUUCUGCCUGAACUGCGAUCGGGCUCGACUAUCAACACUGCAUAUCGUCACAUCCGAGAUGCGGGUUCAGACUUACUAUUACCACCGCCACCCCACUAUGCGGAUGGAGGAAACGUGGUUCGCCACCACAAUGUAAAUAAUGAAGAUCCACACAAGGAGGUGGACAGAGCUAAAUUAAUAUCCAAAAUUCAGGAAGAUCUAGAACGAGAGAGGCAAAAAAAUUUGAAGGAAAGCAUGGACAAAGCUCAAGUUGAAGGUCCUUUAGUUAAAAAUGAUCAAUCACAUUCUUCUUCAUCUACUGAAACAAUAGUCAAUGCUUUGCAAGGCAAAAGUUCUGAUUUAUUGUCCCAAGACAAGUGGCUUAAUAACGUUGGGCAGUUGCCAAUGUCGGUGAAUAAAAACGACAUAGGUGGUUUAGAUUUAAAUGACAUAGUAAGAGAUCACACUGGGGGCCCUGGAACAAGAGGGGGAGAACCUUCUGAUCCUGAUAUUCGAGAGAAAAGAAACAAAAUAAAAGAGAUGAUGAAACAUGCUUGGGACAACUAUGUACAGUAUGCAUGGGGCCAAAAUGAAUUGCGACCAUUGUCAAAGCGAGGGCAUUCUGCUGGCAUCUUCGGCAAAACGGCGCUGGGCGCCUCUAUUGUUGAUGGUCUCAGCACCUUGUAUAUAAUGGAACUUUUAGAUGAUUAUCAAAAAGGUCGGGAUUGGAUUGCAGCAAAUUUGAAUUUAGAUGUUGGGAACUCGGAAAUUUCUGUGUUUGAAACAAAUAUUAGGUUUAUUGGUGGUUUACUGUCUUGUUAUGCAAUGACUGGGGACGUGAUGUUCAAAGAAAAAGCAGAGCAUGUUGCUCAAAAACUACUUCCAGCAUUUAACACACCAACAGGAAUUCCAUAUGCUAUUGUAAAUUUAAAGAGUGGUGCUAGCAAAAAUUAUGCGUGGGCAUCAAGCUCUAGUUCUAUUCUUGCUGAAUUUGGAACACUGCAUUUAGAGUUCGUGUAUUUAAGUGAUAUUACUGGAAAUCCAGUUUACAAAGAGAAAGUAAAUCACAUUAGAGAUUUUCUUUCCAAGAUGGACAAACCUCAAGGCUUAUUUCCAAACUACUUGAAUCCAAAAACUGGUCGCUGGGGACAACAUCAUAUGUCAAUGGGAGCACUUGGAGAUAGUUUUUAUGAAUAUUUGCUCAAAUCAUGGAUACAAUCAAAUGGGGAGGAUGUUCAAGCUUUACAGAUGUAUCAGGAAUUAGCUGAAGCCAUAAAUGAUAAACUUGUUCAGACAUCCAAAGGUGGUAUGAAAUAUCUAGCUGAUUUGAAGUAUGAUAGAAUUGAGCACAAAAUGGAUCAUCUUGCAUGUUUUGCUGGUGGCUUGUUUGCAAUUGGAUCAGAUUAUAUGCCUCCCAAUAGAAAAGAUUAUUAUUUGCAAUUAGGAAAAGAUAUUACUCACACUUGUCAUGAAUCUUAUGACAGAACUGCAACUAAGUUGGGACCUGAAUCAUUCCGCUUCACUGAGGCCAGUGAAGCAAGAGCCAUGAAACAAAAUGAAAAGUAUUACAUUCAGAGGCCAGAAGUAAUUGAAAGUUACUUCGUCCUUUGGAGAGUCACUAAAGAUCCCAAAUAUCGGCAGUGGGGAUGGGAAGCUGCCCAGGCUAUUGAUAAACAUUGCCGUGUGGAUGGUGGUUUCUCCGGCUUAAAGAAUGUUUAUAUGACUGAUAGCGCCAAAGAUGAUGUACAACAAAGCUUCUUCCUUGCAGAGACUCUUAAAUACCUUUAUCUUCUUUUCUCAGAAGAUGACUUAAUACCUUUAGAUUCAUGGGUGCUAAAUACAGAAGCUCAUCCGCUACCAAUCAAAGGAAAAAAUUCAGCAUAUAAGACAACCAGCUGAUAGUCAUAUUUCUGACUAUGAUUUAAUAAUUUGUGCCACAGUGAUAAGUGUUUGACAUAGUCAGGCAAGUCUGUGGAUUCUAUCCUACUAAUAGAAAAAUUGACUCUCAUUGGAAGAAUAAAUGCCAUUUGUAUCGAUAUACAUUGUGUUUUUGUAAAGCAAAUAUUUAUUUACUUGUUAAUAUAUUUGUAAUUAAAUACCUCCACAAAUGAUUUUUAGGCUGUUAUUAUGGUAUGUUACUUUUAUGGAAGACAAUAUCAAUUUCCUUUCUGUUUGAAUUUUAUGUAUUCAAGAAAUUGUUUCUAAAAACAAUUAUCUGCUGUGAUUUUAAAUAGCCUAAGGAAUGUCCUACUACUUCAAUGCAGUGCUUAAUAAUGCUCUACUAGUA